This is a messenger RNA of Oryzias melastigma (Indian medaka), 945 nucleotides long. RefSeq names its product extensin-2. The record is from RefSeq and is a predicted model, not a curated record. Lineage: Eukaryota; Metazoa; Chordata; Actinopteri; Beloniformes; Adrianichthyidae.
AGGUGAACAGUCUGAGCAAACAGGUGUCCAGGCUCAGUCAGGAGCUGCAGGAGAUGUCUCGUCUGCUGAAGCCCCUCCUCCUACAAAAAGCUCCACCCCCCUCCCAGAGUAGUGCCGGGCCCCUCUUGUCCAGCAGCUGCCAAUUGGCUCCGCCUCCCUGUGCCCUCCAGAAGCCACAGUUUCAUUCCCUGUUGGAUGGUGGGGAUGGGGGGGUGGUGGAUCUACAGGGGUGCCUGGCCCCAACCAAAAACCCCAACACCCCCCUGGCAUCAACAUUGCCCCCUCCUGAACACACAGGAGGCAGUCCACCCAAUGAUGGGAGGUACCCAGGCAACUCCUUGGAGUCCCAGAGCCCCCCCUCCAGUUAUGAGCUGCUCCUGCUCUCCUUGGAGCAGCCCCCCCUUGCCUCCCACCCCCCUUCACCAUCUCUAUCAGUGUCCCCAUCUUCCUCCUCAUGCCAAAGCCCUCAUCCAUCCCAUUCCAGCAGCCAACCCCGCCCACCUCCCUUUCCAGACAGCCCCCCCGCAUUGGCCUGUGGACGCUCGGCUCCGGCAUCACUCACGUCCUCCCCAGGACGGAGGCAGCCUCCUACAGGUCCCAGCCACCUCCCUGCUGCCUCACUCUGUCCCUCCUCCCUCUCACUGCCUCUGGACUUAGUAAUGAGAACAGAGCCGCCCCCCAGUUGUGACUCCCAGCUGGAGGUGGAGAGACAGGAGCCGUGGUGGGAGGGAGGGGGCUCUUCCACCCAACACAUCAGCUUCAUUGAUGAAGAGUAGCCUGACCUAUGAGGGAGGGGCACCCUGACAUCGGAACGACAGGGGGGCAGAGUGGCACACAGUCACAGUCAUGUGGCGAGAGUGGGGGUCUGACAGAGCCAAAGAGAAGCCAGUUUACAGGAAACAUUGAACUGUUUACACACAGCCAAUCUGAUUGUACCCCCCCCCC